Bacidia gigantensis is the source of this 2052-nucleotide messenger RNA. RefSeq lists its product as uncharacterized. The coding region runs from base 1 to 2052 and encodes 683 amino acids. Gene Ontology annotation, biological process: regulation of cell cycle phase transition; positive regulation of nuclear cell cycle DNA replication. Lineage: Eukaryota; Fungi; Ascomycota; Lecanoromycetes; Lecanorales; Ramalinaceae. Gene Ontology annotation, cellular component: Dbf4-dependent protein kinase complex; nucleus. The record is from RefSeq and is a predicted model, not a curated record. The transcript has 3 exons. Gene Ontology annotation, molecular function: protein serine/threonine kinase activator activity; nucleic acid binding; zinc ion binding.
AUGACUGCUCGGCGAAUUCCACUUGGCGAGGUCCCAAAUGCUGCAAAUUCACCGGCAAGACAGGUCAUUUCGUUCAAGCGCCCACGAGACCAUAUAGAGGCUCAGGAGAAGUUUGCCCAGGACCUUCAGCCAAAAGCAAAGAGACAAGCCUUGGAUCUCACACAGGCGAAGCUCCGAGGGUCUCCAACAAAAGCUGUUUACAUGAGAGAGGACAGUCACUCAGCCAAGCAACCUGUAAUUAAGCAGCAUACAGCAUUCGAGAAGCGAUUGCUCGCGGCUAAGGAUGCUGGGACAAGCGAAAGAAUACAAAGAACGUCAAAGCCUCCACAAGAAAGCCUGGAGGGUGUUAGAAGAUGGCAGCAUCAUUACAAGAAAGCCUUUCCACAAUUUGUGUUCUACUUCGAAAGCGUGCCGGAAGAUGUUCGCUUAAAGUAUUCUAAGACUGUUCGCAAUCUUGGUUCUAGGGAGGAGAAGUUCUUCUCUAAAGAGGUCACCCACGUUAUAACCACUCGAUCUCUGCCUACUUCGCUAGACGGAAAGAUUAAUUCUGAAAUCUUACAGCCACAAAAUUCUUCUAACCCACUAGAACCUCGAACCAUCAACCCCUCUGUACUCGAUAGACUCAAUCAUUUUCAGAACAGUGCCAAACAGACAAAAAGUAAAUUCAACUUUGAAGCUGGACCCAGAAGUGUCAACUCUGGCAAUCUGGGGGACACAGAGCAGAAGCGGCCUCUCGCAAGCCAUGUAGACGUCCUUUCGAGAGCACAGAACUUGAAGAUGAAGAUAUGGCAUCUAGAAAAACUUCAACGGAUCAUGAACACAAUAUAUGAGGUGCCCGAUGAGGUUCAGCAAUAUACCGCGCAACAAGUACAGCGCAAGAGCAACAAUACUAUGGCGAGAGUAGAUGGAGACGCUGAUCUAAACCGUAUGCUUCGUCAGGAGCGACUGCACGGACCAUCAGAUCAUGACACUACAUCCAGAAUACACGAGAUUGUUCCGUUCAAGGGCCCUUAUCUCUACGUACGUGAUAUCGAUGAGAGGACUAGACCCAUCUUGGUAAAAGAAUGGCCCAAACCUACAAGCCGACACGACAGUGGUGAAUGGCCCCAGUUCCGGGCUGUCAGCUAUGGAAAAUGUCCAUUCGUUGAAGAAGUAGGUAAAGAAGAGAUCGAUAUGGCCAGACAAGAGCGCCGUGCGCAACGACAAAGAUCUAAAUCGCAUUCUCGGCAGCAAUCUCGCGCUCCAACACCGCAGCUCAUUUACGAGGACGAAGACGAUGAAGAGGACGACCGGUUGACUGUGCAAGGAGACGAUUCAUGUGGUCCACCUCUUCGGGAGAUACGAAACUCAGCUUCAGUUACGUCUAGUCGACUAGAGAGGCAAGUAGUGCCUCCGCUAGCGCCGCCGCCUCCGAGGUUGCCUCCUCAAAUCAAGAGUCCUUUCAAAGAGCAGCAAAGCAAGGAACGAAAUCCUUGUUCUCAGAUGUCUGCUGCGGAACCCGCUGCAUCAGGCCUUCAGCCUUCUAACAUCACAUCGGCAAUACGAUCACAGGUAAUGUCUUCCACCGCCGCAGCUCCUUUUGUGAAGACUGGAACCAACAAAGAGGUCCAUGGUCUGAAACGGAAGGUACUUGAAAAGAACGCCGGGCCAGCCCUUAGUACAAUUCACCAAAGGCAGCCUGGUAUUGACUAUUGUGCUACUGGUCGCGCUGAAGUUCAAAUAUCGCGGGCUCGUCUGAAUCGAGUGAAACCCUCUGAACCACUUGCGGAGAUCUUCGAGGAAACCACUCCGCCAGAGGAAGAAGAUGUUUGGCUGGCUCAAGAUGUACAGCUUAAGGCCAAGAAAUCCGUGGAGCCCGCCGAAAAGCCCAAGAAGGAUAUGAAACCCGGCUACUGUGAAAAUUGUAAAGAGAAGUAUAAUGACUUUGACGAGCAUAUCGCUGAUCGAAAGCACCGCAAAUUCGCUCUGACUUCCGACAACUUCAAGGACCUCGACCGCUUCCUCGCCAAACUUGUUCGCCCGCUCAAAGCCGUUGAGAUAGAUGGCUUUUGA